This is a messenger RNA of Acytostelium subglobosum LB1, 669 nucleotides long. RefSeq lists its product as hypothetical. Gene Ontology annotation, molecular function: translation initiation factor activity. NCBI's taxonomy places the organism in Eukaryota, Evosea, Eumycetozoa, Acytosteliales, Acytosteliaceae. The record is from RefSeq and is a predicted model, not a curated record. Gene Ontology annotation, cellular component: eukaryotic translation initiation factor 3 complex; cytoplasm. The transcript has 4 exons. Bases 1 to 669 code for a protein of 222 amino acids.
AUGAGCGACUGGGACUCUGAAGACUUUCAAAACAAAUGGGAUAAUGAGAAUCAACCAACUGGAGAUGGAUUAGGUUCAUGGGAUGAUGAUGAGGAGGAACAGACUGAGAACACACAGGAUACUUCGGCCGGACAGACAAACUCUGCACCAAAGCCAAAGUCAAAGGCGAUGACUAUGAAGAAGUUGGCCGAGCUGAGAGAGAAGGAGCAGAUGGGCGUCAUUCCCGAGAAUGAUAUGGAUCCAUACCUGGAGAAGAAGAAGAAGCAAGAGUUGCAGGAGGCUGCCGACUUUGAGCACUCCAAGACCCUGUUUGGCGCACUGGCCGUCAACAGAGUAGAGGGUGAGCUCGACAAAAUGGAUCCAAAGACAGAGAAGGAGUUUGAGCAGUAUGCUACUGCCGUAGCCACCUACAUCACUAAAUACGAUAAAUCCUACUUCUACCCAGCUCUGCUGAAGAACAUUCUGAAGCAUGCUACAGUGAACAGCACUUCAGCCGAGGUAGGCGAGAUUGGCAAGUCAUUGACUGUCAUUGUAAACGAGAAGCUUAAAGCAGAGAAGAAUGCAGGUGGAAAGAAGAAGCCAACCAAAGCCCAAACAACAAAGAAGUCACUUCAAAUGGACAGCGAACUGCAGGACUAUGAUCAGUUCAAUGACGAAGACUUCAUGUAA